Molecule: messenger RNA, 401 nt
Organism: Staurois parvus
Lineage: Eukaryota; Metazoa; Chordata; Amphibia; Anura; Ranidae
Source: the annotation of a GenBank genome assembly
CAUCACUGCUGGGCACUGACUGGCGGCACUGCUGGGCACUGACUGGACACAACGCUGGGCACUGACUGGCAGCACUGCUGGGCUGCACUGAUGGGCACUGGUGGGUGGCACUGGUGGGCACAGGUGGGUGGGCACAGGUGGGUGGCACUACUGGGCACAGGUAGGUGGCACUUCUGGGCACAGGUGGUGACACUGGGUGGCACAGGUGGGCGCACUGCUGAGCACAGGUGGGCGCACUGCUGGGCACAGGUGGGUGCAUUGCUGGGCACAGGUGGGCACACUGCUGGGCACAGGUGGGCGGAACUUGUGUGUGGCACUGCUGGGCACCGAUCAUCAGGGCUCUAAUGAUCACGUGUCAUUGGACACGGCUGAUCACGUGGUAAAAGGACGCUGUGAUUGGC